AUGGAGCCCGCUAACGGGCCACUGGAGCCAUCGGAGUUCGACGUUUACAACCGCUUGUCCAAUAUGAUGCAGACCUUCGUGAGUUCUUUUGUUGGGGAGGCUGGAUCUCAGCGAUCCCUGGUCUUCAGCGACCUCUCAAGUAAUUCUGACGUAUUUUCUGUACAGCACAACCACUUUCGUCGAACCUGGAAGCGUCUUCAAGAUUCCACAAUACCCCCUGUUGACGGCCCGCCAAAAAUGACGGAUGACCAGAUCGUCAGGGAAGGGCUGUUCUUCUGUUACCGUCUGACGAACCACCACAAUAUCGAAGAGAGGUCUCUAUUUCCAAUGCUGGCGCAGAAGAUGCCUGAAUUCAGAGGUGACAAUGCAGUUCUGCUGGAACAGCACUGGGGGAUACAUCAUGGUCUCGAAGACUUGCAGCAAUAUCUAGAAAAAUGUCGAUCGCGCAAAACCAAGCUGGACCUUGCGAUACUGAGGAGCAAAAUGGAGCCUUGGGGCCAUGUCCUUUUACUGCAUCUGGACCUGGAAGUCGAGAUGUUGGGCGCGGAGAACAUGAGGAAAUACUGGACGCGGGAGGAAAUGCUGGGAAUGCCGUUUUGA
This is a messenger RNA of Colletotrichum gloeosporioides, 600 nucleotides long. RefSeq lists its product as uncharacterized. Lineage: Eukaryota; Fungi; Ascomycota; Sordariomycetes; Glomerellales; Glomerellaceae. Bases 1 to 600 code for a protein of 199 amino acids. The transcript has a single exon. The record is from RefSeq and is a predicted model, not a curated record.